Messenger RNA from Labrus bergylta (ballan wrasse), 865 nucleotides. The record is from RefSeq and is a predicted model, not a curated record. Lineage: Eukaryota; Metazoa; Chordata; Actinopteri; Labriformes; Labridae.
GUCCAGAGUACAUCUUGGAUGCCACAUCAACAGUAUGUUAUGCAACCUACAGGUGCUGUGAUCACCCCGACCGCAGCCAUAGAGCCCAGUUUGUCUCUUCACCCUUCCAGUGUAAUGGCUCCUCUCGCCCAGCAGAUGAACCACCUGUCUCUGGGUACUACAGGCACUUACAUGCCUGCUGCAGCUGCUGCGUCUAUGCAAGGAACCUACAUUCCCCAGUACACUGCAGUGCCUGCCUCUGCCAUCACAGUGGAGGGCGUGGUGGCUGAUGCAUCUCAGCAGACAGCAGCCCCCUCCUCGCAGGACGUCAGUGGGCAGCAGCCUUUAUCAGUGGAGAAUACAGGAGAUCAUGCCACAGCCUACUCCUACCAGCAGUCUAAGUGAGUUCAUGGAUGUCUCUGUUACAUAACAACAUUGGGAGGAAUCAUUGCUGCAUUGCCUUCAGAAGGACUGCACUGAGACGCUAAAGACACACAGAGAAUCAAGAUGAAACAGGGACACACACAAAAAACCAGAGGUGACACGGGAACACUGAGGGGAAGAACGCUUCAUCUGUGCACAGGCACUAAAUCCAUGACAAAAUGAAGAAAUAAAAAAACAGUUCUCUUUCUUACCUGAUUGAGGCAGGAAAAAAGACGGGCAAAAAAAAAAGAAAUGAUGUUUUUUUUUGGACUAAAAGACAAUGAAAUCAAACACAGUCUACAACUUUGAGUUUCUCACUGUGAGACUGGACUUUGCCUCCAAAGGAAGAAUCGAGGACAUAGACUGAAUCUGAACUCAACCAACAAACUGUACAGAAAAAAAGAACAUUUGAAUGUGCAGGUAGAUUUUCAGACUUUUUUUUUUUUUAAAUUAAAAAAAAAAA